This is a messenger RNA of Acyrthosiphon pisum (pea aphid), 2181 nucleotides long. RefSeq names its product cytochrome P450 6j1. The coding region runs from base 536 to 2101 and encodes 521 amino acids. NCBI's taxonomy places the organism in Eukaryota, Metazoa, Arthropoda, Insecta, Hemiptera, Aphididae. The record is from RefSeq and is a predicted model, not a curated record. The transcript has 6 exons. Gene Ontology annotation, molecular function: iron ion binding; monooxygenase activity; heme binding.
AAUACGUCUUAGUAUGAAAUAUGGAUUAAGUAUUAGGUACUUCAUUUAAAAUAUAACUAUGAUGAUUAUUAUUAUAACUCUGCUAAAUAGAUAGGUAAGUGUUUCUUUGUUUUGCGGCUACACUCAGUUCUCUUCGCAGGUCACUGGUCAGCGUGGAUCAUUCGAAAAAAAAAACGUCUAGAUAUUACACGUGUUUGCGAUUCAUACCGCAACAACUUCAAACGAACAUAUAACUACCUUUCCCACUUAUAAAAAAUAAUAGACUUAUUUUAUAAUUGAAACAUAUACGUUUGAUGUUAUGAAGUAUUUAUUAUUUAUUAUCAUUUAAAAGUAUUAUACAACGCCAUAACGGGAUAAAAAAAUUGAUUAUGCAAGUAUUAACUUGCUACAUCUUGUAUCUAACAGUCUUUUAAGUUAGGUACUAGAUGAAUAAUAGUUACAUACGUUAAAAACACAAAUAUGCGUGUUAUGUUCGAGCAACUGUCAGAUUAAUCUGCCGAAAACUAAAGAAUUGUUGAGAUUAUAAAGAGGAGAUAUGGUUUUUUUCGAUAGUUCGCUACUAAAUCUGGUGGCUUAUGGCAUUGUGAUUUCUACAACAUUUUAUUUCUACCUAAGAUAUCGUUAUACGUUUUGGCAACGUCAAGGAUGCCCUGUCCCGUUAAAACCUCACAUUAUAUACGGGCAUACUAAGGAGGUAACUAAAAUGAAAACAUGGGUAGGCAAACAUUAUGCUAACAUAUAUUACAAUACUGAUGGAUACAAGUUUGUUGGGUUCUAUCAGUUCCAAAAGCCGAAGCUAAUGCUUCGAGAUUUAAAUAUUAUUAAAGACGUGUUUACGAAAGAAUUUUCAACGUUUCCCAACCGCGGAAUAGUAUUUGACGACAAGCUGGAACCGCUUACUGGUAAUUUAUUAACACUGGAAGGCCAUAGAUGGAAAGUCUUAAGGAAUAAAUUGACACCAGCAUUUACUAUUGGAAAAAUAAAGAACAUGAUUGAUCUCAUAGACGGUCGAGCUCAAGAAAUGGUCAGAGUUCUUGAGAAAUCGGCAGUGAUCGGUGAACAAGUAGAAUUUAAAGAAUUAUUAGCUCGGUUUUCAACCGAUGUCAUCAGUAUUGUGGCGUUUGGAUUCGAAACCAAUUCGUUGACAAAUCCUGAUGCAGAAUUUCGGAGAGUUGGCCGAAUGCUAUUUUCGACUAGUCUCGAAACUAUCAUUAGAAAUGCGCUAAAUGCGCUGGCUCCAAGUUUAAUUGGCUUACUAAAAGUACGAAGUAUCAAAAAAGAAUAUGCCGAUUUUUUCUAUAAUGUAGUAAAUGAUACAGUCAAAUAUAGGGAAGAGAAUGGUAUACAACGAAAUGACUUUCUGGACUUACUAAUGAAAAUUAAACGAGGCCAAAAUUUAGCUUCUGAUGAAGACAGUAAAUCAAUAUUUGAUGAAAAUGACGGAAAAGAAGAUUUUAAAUUUACUAUGGACGUUUUGGCGGCACAGUGUUUUGUAUGGUUUAUUGGAGGCUAUGAAACUUCAUCAGUUACGUUAACAUUCACAUUUUUUGAACUUGCCCAGAACCUGGACGUACAGAUGAGAGCUCAAGAUGAAAUUGAUUCAGUGCUUAGUAAAUACGAUGGAAAAUUAACAUAUGAAAUAUUGCAAGAAAUGCCUUAUUUAGAUAUGAUUGUAUCUGAAGCCUUGCGGAAGUAUCCACCAGUGCCUAAUUUGACCAGGAAGGCAGUAAAACCAUACAAAUUACCCAACUCAGAUUUCACCCUUGAUAAAGGGCUCCAGGUGGUCAUACCAGUGUAUGGUAUCCAUAACGAUCCAGAAUAUUGGCCAGAACCGGAAAAAUUCAUUCCGGAAAGAUUUACAGAGGAAGAAAAGCGCAAUAGACCACAAUACGCAUACUUGCCAUUUGGCGCUGGUCCUAGACUAUGUAUUGGUAUGCGAUUUGGAAUGAUGCAAGUAAAAGUGGCACUGUUUAGAAUAUUAUCAACUUAUAACAUUUCAUUGUCCAAAAGUAUGAAAUUGCCGAUGAAAAUGAAUCCAAAAACUAUACCAGCAAACCCCGAUGGUGGUAUGUUUCUUCAUAUUACAAAAAGAAAAAACUAACAAGUAAACAGGUUUCCCAAAAUAACUAGGUAUACUUAGUAUGAUUAUGAUAUGAUAUUACUGAUUGAUUUAAAAGUAUA